Molecule: messenger RNA, 1249 nt
Organism: Sphaeroforma arctica JP610
Lineage: Eukaryota; Ichthyosporea; Ichthyophonida
Exons: 1
Coding region: 179-1219 (346 amino acids)
Cellular component (GO): cytosol
Molecular function (GO): asparagine synthase (glutamine-hydrolyzing) activity
Source: RefSeq, a predicted model, not a curated record
UGAAAAGUGAGAAGGAAGAAGGCUAAGGGGCUAAUGGGCCUAUGUUUUAUGUAAAAUAAAUAAGCUCAUUAGGAUGACGGCGCAAUCUAAAUAUAUAGUAUUAGCUCGAUUGAUUUCUUUAGAGCUCUCUCUAGAGACAUAAACAGUAAACAGAGAACAAGAUCGCAGCGCAGUAAUAAUGGGCAAGGACUCGCAGGCUCCUGCGUUCAGACGUGUUUUUGAGGCAUCGUUGGCAGAUAUAGCCUUACGUACAGAUGCAGCUGAACGAUGCCUUAUCUUGUCAGGAGGUGUGGACACAUGUGCUAUUCUGGCAGCAGCCAGCACACUUGGCAUAACUUUUGGUUGUGGUAUUACCGUAGUCACAGGUGACGCUAGUCCUGAUGAAGGGUUUUCUGUAGCUGCUGCACAACAGUAUGCACUUGAACACCAUCUGCUUCGAAUUUCGAUCGAAGAGCUUAUCGACAUACACCUACCCAUGGCUGUGAAAUUGCUGGAAACAUUCGACGGCAUGACGUUGCGCAAUAGUCUGGUGAUUGCCGCUGCCUUCCAGAAGGCCAAUGCGUUGGGUUACAAGCACGUGGUAGUGGGCGAUGGCGCAGACGAGUUAUUUGGCGGUUAUUCGUUUACCUGGGGAUACGAAGAUGAACCCCAGGUGUGGAAGGAGAAACGUGACGCCAUGUGUCAAACCUGGACCUUUGCCACUGCACAGUUGGCAGAGGCGUAUGGGUUGGUGUCGCACAGUCCCUACACAGAGCCACAGACAGUGGAGUGGGCUCUUGCUAAUACACACAGGGACGACUGUAUAGGCACACACGCUAUCUGCUUGGUGCAUCGGGGUAAAAGUAUCGAGCAUAUUGCGGGGAAGAUCAUUCUGAGGGAGGCCUAUGAUACUGUGUCGUCAUGGCGACGCAAAGAUCCGAUUGAAGUUGGGUCGGGCAUCACUGUGAUCGGCAAAGACCCCUACUGGCAGGAUAAAGUGUCAGACAGUGAGUUUCAAAACCAACAAGCAGAGGCUGCUGAGCGUGGCUUUGUACUGAAGAACAAAGAGCAUCUGGUUAAUUUCCGAGCGUUUGAGGAGUGUUUUGGACGCAACGGUGUGAAACUGGACAAAAAGCGAGAGCUCGGACAGGGAUGUGCCGGUUGCUGCUUCGAAAUAGGAGAUAAGACUUUCUGUCAUCUCUGUGGCGCUUGGCCAGCACAACGAUCCAAGGAAGAAUAAAACGUCUGAUGCUAUGAAUGCUAUAGUUGC